Colletotrichum aenigma is the source of this 327-nucleotide messenger RNA. RefSeq lists its product as uncharacterized. The transcript has 3 exons. The record is from RefSeq and is a predicted model, not a curated record. Bases 1 to 327 code for a protein of 108 amino acids. Lineage: Eukaryota; Fungi; Ascomycota; Sordariomycetes; Glomerellales; Glomerellaceae.
AUGCCAGUGGCGAUCAGAUCCACCAACGUCAUGUUGAAAUGCAGGAUCCAGAGCAUCAUCGAGACAAGCCUGAUAAUAGCCAGAAUGCAAGCAAACCAGCAGAAUACGAACGCCUGCUUAGAAAAGGGAGUCCAAGAGCCGAAGAAGUCGUCAUUAAGCCACCCGAUGGAUCGUUGGCUCGACCAAUCUGCUAAGGCGGAACCAUGGAACGGGCUCAUACAUAUGCGCAAAGAUCAUACACACCUGCCGUAUAGAAGGCCUGACGAUGCCAAAACCUGGAGCCAGGCAGCCAACCCGAGCUCAAGCGGUUCUACCUUGAAGUCCUGA